Messenger RNA from Penicillium lagena, 1251 nucleotides. RefSeq names its product class I SAM-dependent methyltransferase. Lineage: Eukaryota; Fungi; Ascomycota; Eurotiomycetes; Eurotiales; Aspergillaceae. Bases 1 to 1251 code for a protein of 416 amino acids. The transcript is spliced from 2 exons. The record is from RefSeq and is a predicted model, not a curated record. Gene Ontology annotation, molecular function: methyltransferase activity.
AUGCCUACCAAUGGGGAGGGCAAACACCGGUUGUUGCCCCCAAUGGACUCGCCGCCGCCCAAGCGCUACAAGUCCGAGUCGCUCCCGUCCAGCGACGCGGGUCGUUCACGGUACUACCUCUCACAAUCGGCCCAGCCAAGUGAAUCGGGCCGUUCCCGACAGACCUCCACGGCCAUGGACAUCUAUUCCAUCACCAAUAAAGAUCCCGUCGAGCGAGAGCGCCGCGAAAACCGCUGGUAUAGCAGCAAUGGUUCGGUCGCGUCGCAUCCCUCCCAGCCAUCAUCUCAUUCACCACGCGCGCUGACGCCCGGUCGCAAAUACCCCGAGCGAUAUCCAUGCUACUCGGAAAACGGACGAACAUACCAUGGCUAUCGGAAAGGAGUAUACCUGCUCCCCUGUGACGACGAGGAACAGGACCGCCUCGAUAUCUUCCACAAGCUCUUUACCGUCGCUCGCGUGUCCGAUGGCCUGAUCUAUGCGCCGCACCCGCCCAGCUCCCGCAUCUUGGAUCUGGGCUGCGGCACGGGAAUCUGGAGCAUCGAAGUGGCCCAGAAGUACCCGGAAUCGUUCGUGGUGGGUGUGGACCUGGCACCAAUUCAACCGCAGAACCAUCCGAAGAACUGCGACUUCUACGCACCAUUUGAUUUCGAAAGUCCCUGGACGCUGGGCGAGGAUUCCUGGGAUCUCAUCCACAUGCAGAUGGGCAGUGGCAGCAUUGUGAGCUGGCCCAGUCUCUACCGACGGAUCUUCUCGCAUCUGCGUCCGGGCGCGUGGUUCGAGCAGGUGGAGAUCGACUUCGAGCCGCGCUGUGACGACCGCUCGCUGAGCGGGCUGGCUCUGCGUCACUGGUAUCAAUCGCUGAAGCAUGCCACAGAGGCGAGCUCGCGCCCCAUCGUACACAGCUCCCGUGAGACGAUCCGGAAUCUACAGGAAGCAGGGUUCACCGAGAUCGAUCACCAGAUGGUCGGACUGCCCUUGAAUCCCUGGCACCAAGACGAACAUGAGCGCAAGGUUGCCCGUUGGUAUAACCUCGCCAUCUCCGAGAGCAUUGAGCCGCUCAGUCUGGCUCCCUUCAGCCGGAUCUACAAGUGGCCUGUCGAUAAGAUCCAGCGCCUGGCCGCAGAUGUCAAGUCGGAGGCUUUCAAUAAGGAUCUCCAUUGCUAUAAUAUCCUUCACAUCUAUCAGGCGCGGAAGCCAGCAGCAACAGCAACAGCAACAGCGACAGCCGCAGCCACAGCCACAGCCAAUUGA